AAAGGAACUUAACCAAAAGUAAUGUAGCCCUUAUUUGGAUCCUCCCUCAAAUGAACCAACUGUAAAAUGACACUGAAGGGGCCAAUCUAGGAAUUUUUAAUAUGAUGGAUUGUCAGGAAAUACUGCAAUCUGUUAAUUUAGUACAGUGUGACAAUAAUACUAUGGUUAAAUGAAAAACUAUUCUUAAAAUUUUCAUAGUAAAAAUUUUUAUAGUCUCUUCAAGUCUUUCUUGUCAUGUUAAUAAAAUUUUUUUCCUUAAUAAAAUUGAAUUAUUUUCCUUAUGGCAAAUUUAAUUAAGUAGCAUAGAUUUUCAGGGAAGGAGGAGAUCCAAUCAUUAAGACAAAAGUCAGAGUGAAUUUAUAGGGAUCUGGCCUCAGAACCUUUUUAAUUAAGUAUUCCAUGGGUAGAAAUUUUUUUGAACCAAGUAUCCCCAACAUAUUGGAAUUUAUAAGUUAUAUACACAUUUUUUUACUAAUAUGUGUAUUAUAAUAUAAAGCACAAGAAAUUCUUAAGGAAUUAAAAAAAAACUAUAUGCAGAGUUUUUCCUAUUUUGUUGUUUCACCCAACUCUGAGGAUGACUCAAACAGGCCCCUGGGAAAGGCAAAUUUUCAAGUUCCAACUCUAUUUAUAUAUCUAAAUAUUUGCCCGAAGCACCAAUUGUUAACAAUCAAUUUCUAUCCCAUUACACAGCAACCACUAGAUAAGUAUCCCAAUUUAAGGUUAUUGGGCUGGCGAGACUGGGAACCUCAAAACGGCCAACCCCAAGCCAGCAGCCUCCCAAUGACGCUGCCUUGCUGCCCUAUCCUAACUUAGCUUACAAAGACCUGUAACCCUUGCCUUAACUGAAAUGCCACCCUGCCCCUAUCUUCCCACGAGACUUCCCCCGCUCUCUCCCUCCCCUGCGGGCUGUGGAACUUCACCCAACAGCGUCCCAUUAAAAGCCUGUUUCGACCAACUUUUGCCUGGCCUCUCUAUUCCAUUUCACUACUGAAUGGGAUUAAACCUGACAAAGGUCACUUUCUCAGUAUCAUUCCCUUCUAACAAGGAGAUAGUUGCAUUUUAAGGUUCUAAUUCUGCAAAAUACACGACAAAUGUCCAAAAAUGCAGGUAGAAAAUUCCACCAGAGCACUCCAAGCAGGAAAGAAAGAUGUGCUUCAUCCCAGUGAUCAUUCACCUUUAAGGGAAAAUAUACUCCUAAAAAGAGGAAAACUUGGUUCAUUUCAAAAGAUCCUAAGUAUAAUACACAUAGAUUUACUAAAACAAUUUUUUUAUAGUAUAAACCGAGGAGGUUGGAUUAGAAAAAAAUUUUACUUCGAUGAGAUAUGUUUUAUAUGUUACCUUUUCUACAAUUCAUGUAGUUUUCUCUUUUUUUUUUAAAGUUUUUUUUUAAACUUCUUAAAGUUCAUUUUUUUCCCAAAAUCUCUACCCUCAACAUGAAGCUCAAAUUCCUGACCCCAAGAUCAAGAGUUGCAUGCUCCUCCCACUGAGCCAGCCAAGUGCCCCACUGUAAUUCAGAUGUUAAAGGUGACUCUUUCCUCCAAACAUUAACUUAGCAUUAACGUUUUCUUUUAAGAACAAAGACUAAAUCUACAGAUCAUUUUUCUCUGAAAGAAAAUUUGGCCAAGAAUCAGAACAGUUUCACACUCUCUAUAUACCAAUUGUUCUACAUAAAGAAAAAGGUAUGGCCCUUUUUCCUCUGGGCCGCCAACAUGCCAUCCAGACUGGGGAAGACCCGGAAACUUCGGGGCCACGUGAGCCAUGGCCACGGCCCCAUUGGCAAACACCGGAAGCAUCCAGGAGGCCAGGGUAAUGCUGGUGGCAUGCAUCAUCACAGGAUCAACUUCGACAAAUAUCACCCAGGUUACUUUGGAAAAGUCGGUAUGAGACAUUACCACUUAAAGAGGAACCAGAGCUUCUGCCCAACUGUCAACAUUGAUAAACUAUGGACCUUAGUCAGUGAGCAGACACGGGUAAAUGCUGCCAAAAACAAGACCGGAGCUGCUCCUAUUAUCGAUGUGGUGCGAUCGGGCUACUACAAAGUUUUGGGAAAGGGAAAGCACCCAAAACAGCCUGUCAUCGUGAAGGCCAAAUUCUUCAGUAGAAGAGCUGAGGAGAAGAUAAAGGGUGUGGGGGGCGCCUGUGUUCUAGUAGCUUGAAGCCACAAAGGGGGAGGUUCAUUAAAUGCUAACAAGUGCUUAAAAAAAAAAAUUAAAAAAAAUAAAAAGGUAUGCAGAAUAAUCUGCAUUUUUAUGUUUCACCCCCCUAUGCAAAAGGAAACAAAGAAUGAGUGUCCUGUUAAUUUGCACCAUUUUAAAUGGCUACUAAAAAUUAAGCAUCACUGGAACUUUUAAGACAAUUUUGUUUGAACAAGAUAUCUGUAAAUUAAUUUUGUUCAUAUUUUAUAGGGAAUAUGAGAAAUUAAUUUGUCUCUUCAAAUUUAUAUAUAAUUCAGUAUCUUUUUGACUACAUAGUUUCCUGUUGAAGACAACUGCUUUCUGUGUUGCAACAUGGUCCCCAAUCCAAAGCAUACUUGCUUUAGGAUUCAGCGGAAGAAACUUGGGAAAUCUUUAUUCUACCUCCUAGGCAGGACUGGGGGAUAACUCACCUGCAUCAAGAAGGAAUUUCUCAAAGAUCAUCUCUAUAGAGUGAUCUGGAGCCCAAGGUGCCUCUAAGAGACGCAAAUCACAGCACAAUCUAACAAGAUCCUGUUUCUGUCAGACUCCACUUUCAAUCCCUUGAGAGAUGCAAGAACUGAAUUUUAAGGCAUUGUUUUGCUUCAUUUUCUUUUAUCUUUCUCAAAGCAGAAAAACCUGCCACCCCUUUCUUCCUUUCUCCAUUACUCCCAAAAAAAGGGACUCUUGCUUGGUCACAAAAUUCUCACAGCUCCUGUUGGAGAAGUGUUUAGAAGUAACUUUGCGUUUACUGGAAUCUGGUUCUAUAGGGCUUUCACACCACUUGGGAGAGGUCUACUCUCUCAAGACUAUAUUCAUCUCUAGUGACAGCUCCCAAGCCAGGGUCUCUGGUAAGGCCUUGGGCAGGAUUCUGAGAGAAGAAACAAGAUCUUCUGUCAAAGGGAAAAACACACAGGUAAUCAGCACAAAAUCAGUUCCAGAGACAAGCUGCUGCAUAUCUCAAGUCAGUCUAAAAUCAACUUCUAUGAAAAGAGAUGGAAAUGCCCAAAAGAAGCAGAGACGGUAGGUAACUGUAGUUCACGUUGCUUAGGAAAGAAAAGUAUUUGUAUACCUGGCGUCUUCCUGUACAGGAUGACUACCUAAAAUUGUUUCAUGUAUUCCAGUGCUUACAAACAAAAAUAAAACCCUCUAACAAGGCUCCCAGAAAACUGAACUCCUAUCACCGUAUCUUAAAUAACAGCAUAAACAC
This is a messenger RNA of Nyctereutes procyonoides (raccoon dog), 3381 nucleotides long. RefSeq names its product 60S ribosomal protein L27a-like. The coding region runs from base 1710 to 2156 and encodes 148 amino acids. The record is from RefSeq and is a predicted model, not a curated record. NCBI's taxonomy places the organism in Eukaryota, Metazoa, Chordata, Mammalia, Carnivora, Canidae. Gene Ontology annotation, molecular function: structural constituent of ribosome. Gene Ontology annotation, biological process: translation. Gene Ontology annotation, cellular component: cytosolic large ribosomal subunit. The transcript has a single exon.